AUGCCGUAUAUGCCUCCUAACACCCUCGUUGAACAACAAUAUGUGCGUAUACCUCAGAAACCGAAUAACGUUUCGGGGGACUUAGAACUAAGGUUUCAAGAGAGUAGAUCCGAGAAAGCAGAAGACUCUAGUGAUGUUGCGACACAGCUUGAGUUAAAAACUCAUGGUUCUACUUCUGAUAAGGAUACAUCAUCGCAAAGGCCAGAGAAGAUGAAGAGAUCUCAGAGACAUAGCAACAACAACAACUCCAUAGAAGGAAGCUCAUCUUCCAGUAGUGUAGCUGGUGGCCAAAAACAAAAUGACCAAAUUGAGGAUCGAAGCUGCAGCGUUUCAACGAAUGCAUGA
Eruca vesicaria subsp. sativa (arugula) is the source of this 345-nucleotide messenger RNA. Lineage: Eukaryota; Viridiplantae; Streptophyta; Magnoliopsida; Brassicales; Brassicaceae. The record is from the annotation of a GenBank genome assembly.